CCGCAAAAAAACAGCUUUGCUUGAUACACUUUGCAGUCUGCAGGUCACUGUGCUGCCUCCACAUCUGCAACAAACAUGAAUGAUUACAUGGGAACCACUGAGGACUACUGGGCAUUCGACUAUGACAACUACACGUUGUCCCCCGAAACCAGUAAGACUUACGCGGCCCCUUGCCCGCACGAAGACAUCUACGCUUUUGCGCGGAGGUACCUGCCCGUCGUCUACAUCCUGGUCUUUAUCCUGGCCGUGGUGGGCAACGCGCUGGUGCUGUGCGUGAUCCGCCGCUAUCGCAACUCCCGCGGUGGCGGCGCCUGCUCCUUCUCCCUCACCGACACCUUCCUCCUCCACUUGGCCAUCUCCGACCUGCUGCUGGCCUUCACGCUGCCGCUAUUCUCCACGCAGUGGGCCCACCAAUGGGUGUUCGGCGAGGCCGUCUGCAAGAUCUCCGGCGCUCUGUUCUCAUUCAACCGCUACAGCGGCAUUCUUUUCCUGGCCUGCAUCAGUUUCGACCGCUACCUUGCCAUCGUCCACGCCGUCAGCUCCGGCUGGAAGCGUAACACCUGCCAGGCGCAGGUAGCCUGCGCCUUCAUCUGGGUGGGCUGCCUGGGUCUUGGGGGCGUGGACAUUGUCUUCAAGCAGGUGAGCAAGGUGAAAAUCGACGAGGGGCGGGCCCCGCUCCUGUGCCAGGUGUGGUUCACCAACAACGCCGCGCAGUGGCACGCCGGCCUGCAGCUGGUCAGCGUGAGUCUGGGCUUCGGGCUGCCACUCCUCAUCAUGCUUUACUGCUACAUCCGGAUCUUCCGCUCGCUGUGCAACGCAACCCGCCGGCAGAAGCGCAAGUCCCUGCGCCUCAUCGUCUCCCUGGUGUCCGUCUUCGUGCUCUGCUGGGCGCCGUACAACGGCUUCCUUUUGGCCGACAGCCUCCAGAGGCUAGAGGUGGUGGCCGGGGGCUGCCGGUUCGGCCGCGUCGUGGACAUGGGCAAGGUGAUCACCGAGAGCGCCGGGCUGUUGCACUGCGCCCUCAACCCGUUGCUGUACGGUUUCGUGGGGGUGAAAUUCCGCAGGGAGAUGGCGCGCAUGUGCAAGGGGCUGCUGGGACCGAGAGUCGGGCUGGGCGUGGAGGAAUGGAGGGAGAGGAAGCGCAAGACCACCGGCUCCUACAGCUCUGCCGAGAGCGAAAACACCUCCUACUCGGUCAUGGUGGGAAGAUGAUUGAGAAGCUCAUGUUUGUGAAUAGCUUGUCAAAGGUGGGGGGGGGGUGGAAAAGUGCCACUUUUCUACUGCGCAGCACCGACUCCUCUGGCUCUUGACAUCUCCACAUUUUCAAAUGUCUUCCGUUUCAUUAUGAGUACCUAAUGAAAAAAAGUGCACUUUUUUUUUUAAAAACGGCACAUAGGCUAUACAACAUUCUUGAGGGAAAAAAAAGUUACGUAUCCCCCCCCCCCCCCGAAACAUAAUAUAAAAAAUAAUAAUUUGAAUCUGUAAAUAUUUACAGAGAUUUCCGGGAAUAAAGUAUCGGUUUCCGAAAUCAUUGUUGGGAGAAACUGCGAACAUGAUCAGUGUCUUCCCACAUCUCGUCUAAUUCAAGCUAACGUUCGCAAAAUUAUGAUUUCAGAAGUGUGUAUAAAACUAGUAGCCCUUGGCAUUAAUCAUUGCUCAAGAAAUAGCUCUCGCUUUCAAGCGAUAGCACGUGUGAUUUUCCCAUGUUUUUGUAUCUUGUGACAGGAACCCAAACUCACCAGGUACUAGAUAUAGUAACCUGUAGUACCGGGUUUUGUCAAUAAAAAUGAAUAAAUUACGAGUAGAGCCAAGUAAGUAAGUACUGCGCAGUAGAGGUCCGCUCGUAUUUUUACACCCAAUUAAAAAAAUUAUAAAUUACAAGCCCAAAUUAAGUCAAGUCAAGUGUAUUUAUGCUAAGUCGAAUGCCAAAGAAUACAAGUGAGUUUUGAGGAGGGUUUUGAAGAUGGGCAUUAAUUGAGAAAGUGAAAGGGAAAAGGGAAUGUACACUGAAAGAAAAAGUCAGGUGAGGGAUAAAGACUGGAAAAUGUUCUCUGUGUCGGAAUGGUGCUGUCUCAUACAAAAUGUUAUUAAUGAUCAAACGCAAAUGUAUGAAAUUUCAAGGAAAAUACAACUGAACUGUACUCAGUACUUGUUUGGCCACGAAACCAGUUGGUAGUCUGGGAAUAUAAACGCGCUCUUCUCACUGAGCAUGACAACGAAGUGAAAAUGUUGUUUAAAAAAAAAGUUGAAGCAAUUCUGCUGACUUUGUGUCUUUUACUGUAGCUCCAAACAUCCAGCUGCAUGCAUGCGCUUUGUGCCGCGAAAGAAAGGAGAAAAAAAAGAGGAAAUGAUUGCGACUCACAUAUGAUGUUCAAGGUGGCACACGACCAUUAGCAUUGGCUAUGUGCUACGAAUUGUAUUGUAAGAUUUAUUGUUGGUGGAAUGAAGUCAACUGUUUUCUUCUCGUACGCUUCUGCCAAGUGUCUUUUAUCAAGGGAAAAAAAGUACAUUUUUGUACAUUUUAUAUUUGCUGUACAUAUUGUGAAAAUAAAGUUAAAAAUCAAGGGGAAAA
Molecule: messenger RNA, 2572 nt
Organism: Hippocampus zosterae (dwarf seahorse)
Lineage: Eukaryota; Metazoa; Chordata; Actinopteri; Syngnathiformes; Syngnathidae
Gene: cxcr3.2
Product: chemokine (C-X-C motif) receptor 3, tandem duplicate 2
Exons: 2
Coding region: 76-1212 (378 amino acids)
Biological process (GO): chemotaxis; G protein-coupled receptor signaling pathway; immune response
Cellular component (GO): membrane
Molecular function (GO): chemokine receptor activity
Source: RefSeq, a predicted model, not a curated record